Molecule: messenger RNA, 3285 nt
Organism: Mesorhabditis belari
Lineage: Eukaryota; Metazoa; Nematoda; Chromadorea; Rhabditida; Rhabditidae
Source: the annotation of a GenBank genome assembly
AUGGUGCUCGCCGACGAUGAUCCAGAUAUCGAUGAGGCAUGGCGGCACACGGCGAACAUGUUACAGGCACGCCAACAGAUCACCAACAACGCGAUCAGCAAGAGAAAGGAACAACUCAAUCGGUGGAUCACAUCGGAGAUGAACGGCGCGAGCACGAGUCGGAGGGAUGCUAAAGUGCAAUUUCAUGAUGAGGAUAUUUUCCUGUCGGCUUGCAUGUCCGGAGAUGAGGAUGAAGUGGAAGAACUGCUCGAUAAAGGGGCCAACAUCAAUACGGCGACCGUUGAUGGAUUGACAGCAUUGCAUCAGAGUGUCAUCGACAGUAAACCCGAAAUGGUGCGUUUCCUUUGCGAGAAGGGUGCUGAUGUUAAUGCUCAGGAUAACGAGGGUUGGACGCCUCUUCAUGCGGCGGCUUGUUGCGGAAACGCGGCCAUCGUGCAAUAUUUGUGCCAACAAGGAGCCGACUUGACAAUUAUUAAUAGUGACAAAGAAGUCGCAUUGGAUUUGGCUGAAGACGAGGGUUGUCGAGAGUUUUUGGAAAGUGAAUACAAGACAAGGGGAAUCGAUCCGGAGAAAUGCAGAGAGCGCGAGUUGACGACGAUGAUGGACGACGUGCAAAUGUGGCUUCGAGAGGGACACUUUGGCGAUUUACCACAUCCACGAACGGGCGCCAUGGCUUUGCACGUGGCCGCCGCAAAGGGGUACACACAGCUGGUCGAACUUUUGCUGCAAGCGGGCGCGGACGUGAAUGUCAUGGACAAGGACGGAUGGACCCCGCUUCACGCGGCCGCUCAUUGGGGGGAACGGGAUUCGUGCAAGAUUCUAAUUGAACACGGAGCUUCGGUGACUGCUGGAGGUGCUCCCGGACAAUCGGUGCUUGCUGUUGCGGAUAAGGAGAUUGUCGAGUACUUGGAGGAUCUUGAAAAGACAGUCGUCAAGCGCCGCAUUCCCUCAAAUCCACCGCCGACGAUUCUCGGCGAGAAAAACCUCCGGGUCGACGCGCCUAAAGAGGCGGCCAUUAUUUUGCCCGAAGUUCGCGCAAAUCACACACACUCCAUUCCUCAUUUCCAUACGACGGAGCAAAAGCACGCUUUGGUGGUCAAGGAUGAACGAGAAGAGAAUGCGUGCCUGCACUCGGAAGCGAAACACCCACGCCUCAACCAUGAUCACGAUGAUCAGAAUGAUGAGGACAAGAAUGAUACGACGUUGACUGAAGAACAAUUGAACAAAGAGGAAACACCAACACCACAAACGACAGCAAACGCGUACUUGCCCGAGAGGAUGAGCAUCGAAAAGUCACUAAGUGGAUCAUCCGUUGCAAGGGAAGCCGCUGGACGCGAGCGAUCGAUGGAGAUCAGUCCGGACGUUGUCGUGCGACAAUCGCCAUUCAAAUCAACUCUUUUACAGGAACGAAAUUCAAUCUCAUCAGAAAAGGAGUUGAUGCCGACGAACUCGAGCAGCUUCCAAGUUGAUCAAAGAAUGUCUACUCCAUCCGAGUCGAUCACAGCCGUCUCCACGUCGGCAACCGUCCCGUUGAGAUCAAUUCAGCAAUCGUCAUCGUGGAUUAAUCGAAAUGUUCCUCUCGCCAGCUCGCGCACUCCAUCCUUGUCGGCUUCUCCAUCGCCAUCGAUCUCGGGAAGUUACUGCUCGGAAGAGGCGAGCACAUCAUCGGCAGCGAGCGGUGAGACGAGAGCCUCUUCUUCCUCUGCGUCACGAUCCGCCUCUCAAAUAUCCGCUUCAUCGUCUCAGAAAAUCUCCUCUUCACACGCGUCUCGAUCAAUUUCCCGAUCUGUCGCCGAUUCGCGGUCUCGUUCAACCACCGAAGAGUCAUCGGAACCCUCCGAAUCGAUCUACUCCGAAGAGGCAUCCGAGCAAGCGAGUGAAAGCUCGGACGAGCAGCCAUCCACCUCAACGAAUGCUUCAUCGGUUGAAUCGAAAUCCGAGUCACGCGGUGGAUCGGGUGGUGCAUCGAUCGGCGAACAGAGGGCCUCAUCAGCAACUUCAAUCGACGAAUCUCUAUCAUCGCGUGUCUCGUCUCUUACCAAUGGAUCGAUGAGUGUGCGGAUGACUUUCCGGCAACCUGCUGGCAGAGACACGUCGAGUGGGGGUGGAACGAUGACAACGACCACGCCGACAACGGUGAUGGGGGGAACGGUGGCUCGGAGUGCUUCGACUCCCUCGGCGGCCCUCCCGUGGGUGCGCGCGACUUCGUCGGGUACCUCGACUCCAUCAGCAGCAUCCGUUCCGCCAUCAAUCCCGCCGAUGGCUACCCCAAUCACCACAUCGUCGUCGUCGAGUGCUUUCACGACCUUCUUGCAAAAGGAUCGCGUCUCUGCCUUCUCCGCCUUUCGUCCGCCCACUAAAUCGACUGUGCCCCCAGCCGCUCCGAUGAGUGCACCAUCACUUGUCUCAAGUUCUCCACUCAGUCCACCGUCCAUUCGAGCGCCAUUCCGGCCACAACCACUGGCGGCUCCUGUGUUAAGACCAUGGCAAGCAACAACGCCGGUGGCGACAAACGAGAGCGAGGCUGAACGGCGGAAAGAAGCACGAAUGCAUCGACAGGCUAGACGGUCAACACAAGCUGUCACAAAAGAACAAGCUGAGGAAGCAUCGAGGUCGGCUGCUGAAGAACAAUCGAAGAGACGGUCAAGUCGAAGCGGUGGCGAGGUGCGUUUGGCGUCCGAAGAACGCGACACGUCGGAAGGAGAAAAUUUAAAUGAAACACCGCAAAAUGUGAGCAAUUCUUUGUCGACGCUGACCACUCCAUCAACAUCAGCCAUUUUAACCCUCCAAUCAGUGGCCGUCGUUCCGCCAAACAACACCCCGUCGGCGGCGAAUAUCCGAAAGAAAACCAAUCAGACUGCUACCGGUGGUGGCCUACACACGGCGAAUCGAGCGGUCCGACGAGGCACAGGGCCUGUGCUGGCAGAGGACGUGCACGCGGCCGUCUCACUUCGGUGUGUGGCCCCAACGACGAUGACGAGCCCGCAGGGUGGCCCACCCACCACCCUGCCCAUUGCCUCGUACACGCCGAUGCCCGGGGUGACCUUCCAAUCGGGCGCCUCGUCCGGGUUCCCCAUCGUGCGCACCACCGAGUCGAGCGAGCGCCAUGAGAAGAGCUUCUCGUUGCCGCCAAAUAACAACAAUAACAAGAUCGAGCUGCAGUCUCCGGUGGGUUCCUGUGUGUGUGGAAUUUGGAUAGAUUUGGUGUGUGGUGCAUGCAUGAGCAUUUUGUGGACAUUUGGUAUUGUACACCGAAAUGUGACCGCGUUUGGCACGAAUAGCUUU